Molecule: messenger RNA, 1492 nt
Organism: Biomphalaria glabrata
Lineage: Eukaryota; Metazoa; Mollusca; Gastropoda; Planorbidae
Exons: 6
Coding region: 686-1492 (268 amino acids)
Source: RefSeq, a predicted model, not a curated record
CGCUAGUUAGAAGUAAAUAAUUGGUUAAUUUCAUUUGAUCAUCAUUAAUCCUGCAUCCUGCUGUACGUGUAAAUAUUUAUUGUUUCAAGUUUGAGUUCAAACGAAUUAAACUCAAGAAAAUUAUGUACACCGUGUCAUGUAUUGCAUUAAAGUAGUGUUUGUUUCACACCAAGAGAAGGAGAUACAACACAAGUCUCUCUCUUCAAGGUACGCCCCUGACAAACACUAAACAUAAUCUGAAGUUGGAAGAUCGUGUUGAUAACUAGAAUUGAGUCACGGUUUUAAACCACAAUCCGGUAACGACUGUUAAACAAAGUUGUAGGUCUAAUGAGCUUGUCAUCACCCUAAUCAAGUGUUGUAUCAAGCUUUGUCUGCCUCUCUUACAUACUUAAAAGUCUACUCCAGUAUUUCUUAAACUGUGUUCCGCAGAACCCUAGUGUUCCGAGGCCUGAAUAGGUAUUCCACGAACUACUUGACUAAUUAAGUACUAGGCCAAAACAAAUUAAUUUCUCUAAAAAUAAAAAAAGCAAAGUGUUCCGUUAAAUACUCAGGAUGUGCAAAGUGUUCCGUUAAGGAAAUCGUUUGGGAACCACUGGUGUACUCUUACAGUACAGUGUAUUACGUAUAGUGUACAAGUUGUUAUGGAUCAGCAGAAAUUAGCUAAGAUUGUUUUGUAAUAAAAUAUAUGCAUUUUCAACACGAGAUGGUCUCUGUCGAAUUGUUUAUAUUUUCUGUAGUAUGGGCUUUCUUUCUGCCUGCCUUGGAGGCGUGUGGAAAAGGUUGGUUUGGAGAGGCAUGUCAGUUUAAAUGUCAUUGCCAGUCAGACUGUGACAAGGAAGGACUGUGUAUAGGAAAUAAUCCAAGAUGUGAAAACUUAUGGUUUGGAACUAGAUGCCAAUAUCAGGAUUUGUCCACUAUUAGUGGAGCUACUAUGACUACCAAUGUCAAUCAAAACACGCAAUGGCUGACAGACAGAAAUACCCAAACCUGCAACAAUGACACAAACUUACAAUCAGUUACGAUAGUUUGGAACACGGAGUAUUGGUUCACAUGGAUGAGAAUUGUACUAAAAUCCUCUGCACACUUGAAGUCAAUAGAUGUUCAAUUUAACCAGCACUCUACAAGCCAGAUGUUGAACUGUAAAAAGUUUCUUUUGAGCACCUCAAGUCCAACAUUAGAGAUUCACUGCACUUUAGAGUUCCUUGUAAGACAGAUAACUAUAACAGCGGCGGCAGAUCUGUGCGACAUUUACAUAAGUGGAGGUGUAAACUUCGCAUUGAGACAAAUGGUUCGCCAAUCGUCUAGCUAUGAAGGUUCCUAUUCAAAUUUUGCACUACAUGCAGUUGACGGUGACUUGAAAACGUUUUCACAUACAGAACACGAACCCAGACCAUAUUUGUUCCUGACAUUACCAAAGCCACGGCUUGUCAAUCGUAUUGUUCUUUAUAAUCGAAUGUUUGAUGCCUGUUUUACCAUAAGUGCUGUCUCUUGA